Cercopithifilaria johnstoni is the source of this 896-nucleotide messenger RNA. Lineage: Eukaryota; Metazoa; Nematoda; Chromadorea; Rhabditida; Onchocercidae. The record is from the annotation of a GenBank genome assembly.
GGAAAGUGGCAAUUAAAAAAUUAAAUGUGGGCGAACCGAGUCCUGCUCAGCUUCAAGCUUUCAAAAAUGAAGUUGGUGUGUUAAAGAAAACUAGACAUGCAAAUGUUUUGCUUUUCAUGGGUUGGAUGCGUGAACCAGACCUUGCAAUUGUCACUCAGUGGUGUGAAGGAUCUUCUUUAUAUAGACAAAUACAUGUGAAUGAGCCUCGCGUAGACUUCGAAAUAUCAUCAGUUAUUGAUAUUUGCAAGCAAAUCGCUCAGGGAAUGAAUUAUUUACAUUCCCGUCACAUCAUUCAUAGAGAUCUUAAGACGAAUAACAUUUUCUUAACUGAUGAUGGUACAGUCAAAAUUGGCGAUUUUGGCUUGGCCACUGUCAAAACGCGUUGGAAUGGUGGACAACAAAAUCAGCAGCCAACUGGAAGUAUCCUUUGGAUGGCUCCGGAAGUGAUAAGAAUGCAAGAUUCGAAUCCAUACACAACUCUUUCUGAUGUAUACUCAUUUGGCAUUUGUUUGUUCGAAUUGCUGUCAGGAGUUUUACCUUAUUCGCAUAUCAACAGUAGAGAUCAGAUUUUGUUUAUGGUUGGCCGUGGCUAUUUGAAACCCGACUUCACUAAAGUGCGCCACGACACACCAAAAGGCUUGCUAACAUUGCUUGAAAAAUGUAUUAAAUUUUGUCGAGACGAACGUCCGGAAUUUGAACAGGUUCUCAUUUAUCUCGAGCGAGCUUCAGCUGGUCUUCCAAGACUGAAACGUUCUAUGUCGGAACCACAAAUAUACAGAAGUUAUUAUGACCAGCAUGAUUUUCUGUUACCGGUUCAAACACCGAAUUCCCCUAAAACAAACACUGUUGGAAAAUUUUCGCUUUUUACUACGUAUAAUUGGACCGAUCAGUUGUAA